AUGAAGAGACUCAUUAACAAAUACGAUAACGCAAGGCCGACGAUUCUUGCACUCCCGAAUGAAUUGCUUAUGAUGGUUGCUGAAUUAUCCCCUAGAAUCUCCUUAACUUGCCGACGCUGCUAUCAUCUCGGGAGCAGAUAUCAGCCAGUGAUAACGGCAAUAUCUGGACCGAAUGCACCAUCUUUUGAUAAGCAUAACACAAAGAAAGUACAUCACGCUACCCUCAAGCGAUUUAAUAGAUAUCUCGAUGAUAUAAUAUUCAAUGACGCCAAAUCUCAGCUGAUAACACAAGUCAAGUAUAAGCAUAAUGGCUUCACAUUCGAUGUAGAAAGCAGCACGAUUAGUAAAAUCAGAAGUCUACCCAAUUUAUCCAAAUUUGUUUACCAAACUGACUACCUUGAUGCUGGAAUUAUCAAUAAUUUCUGGAACUUCACUAAACUUGAACAGUUGAAUAUCAAAUUGUAUGAUAAACCGUAUAAUCUUAACAGGGAUAUCACAAGAUUAAUGCAGAUACCAACAUUGAACAUAGUAGCCUUUGAUUUUCCAUGCACGUCUUACAGUAAUAACAGUCUGUACGGCUUCGUCGCAGAACUUGAAGAUCUUAGCGCAUAUAUACCAAUCCGGGAGGAUUUCAAACUAGUUGUUAACUUCUGCCAUACCACUAGCUGUCGUCAUUUCGGUUGCAAUUACGAGAUGAAAAAUGAGAGUGAGGGACAUACAGCACUCGAGGGGGACAAAUGUCCAAUUAAAAAGUCCUAUUUAGAGUCCAUUGCACAACAGAAUCGCGAAAAGAAAGAGUUGUUGCUAGGUAUGAGUUGGGGGGCAAGAGGUGGUAAUUCAAGUGGUUCAGAUCCUGCCCAGAGAUCACUUGAAUGAAUAGCGAUAAUCUACAAAUAAUAUCAUACAAUGUCCAAAAAUCACAUACUGUCAUGGAAUCCAUAAUAAAUAACCCAAUCACACAUAACGUCCA
Molecule: messenger RNA, 970 nt
Organism: Wallemia mellicola CBS 633.66
Lineage: Eukaryota; Fungi; Basidiomycota; Wallemiomycetes; Wallemiales; Wallemiaceae
Exons: 2
Coding region: 1-876 (291 amino acids)
Source: RefSeq, a predicted model, not a curated record